AUGGAGUAACUGCUUGAACGAUAUCAAGAAUUAGAAAAACGUAAUUCCGAAGAAUUAGAACAUGAUAAAUCAAUAACUCAUUUAUUGUACAUAGAAGGAUUUAAGUGGGACGAUUUAGAAAAGAUAAAGAAAAUACAUAAAAUUUCACAAUCUAAGGUAGAAAAGAGAAUAACUUUAGUUUAAGAUUUUGGGUUAUUGAGAAGAGAUGUAGAGCCACAUUCAACAGAAAAUGAGUAUUGCAAAAAGUUGCUGAAGGACAUUGACAUGCAUAUAAAUUCGAUUAUGUUUGAGAUUGACAAAUUGGAACAGUUGAAACAAAAAUCACAGAGAUUCUUAAGAUUAUAAAGUUAACCCAAUUUAAAACCUGAGACUGCUCCAACUGAUGUAAUGACCCAAACAGGAGGCUUAUUAUCUAGUACAAGUGAUGGCUAAACUCGGAUGUAUAAGAGCAGUUUUCAGUUUUAUCGAGCCUAAAGGGAUUAAUAGAUUCAAUCACAUAAUCAGAAGUGGAUAGAGAAAUAAUAUAGCAUUCAGAGAAAAUUAAUUGAAGAUGAAAAAGAGUUUUAGAAGUUUCGUUUUGAGAUUGAAGCAAAGUAAGUGAGGGCUGAAAUGAAUUUGGAGGAAUAUUAGUAAUGGCAGGCUCGGUAAUUGAAAGAACAAGAGGAGUUGAAUUCGAAGAGAUUGCAAUUGCACAAAGAUCGAAUGUUAAAAGAUCAAUAACAAAGGUAGGCCAUAUUGGAGGACAAGAUGUAGAGAAAAGAAAAAUAAUUAAAAAAGUAGAUUUCGUUGCUACAAGAUUUUCAUGAAGAAUAAAAACAAAUAAAAGAGGAACACUUCUAAAAGAUUCUGUAAAAGUCAAUGGGUGCUUUGAAUGACAAGGACAAAUUUAAUCAAUAUUAGAAGGAGAUAUCGGAAAAAAAAGAAUAGGAAAACUUAAGGAAAUUGAAGUAUAUAGAGGAAUCUAAGUAAUGGACUAAGCAAUAGUUGCAACAACAGGCAGACUUAAAGUAAUAGAAGAUAGAGAGAGCAAAUUUAAUUUUAACAAGAUAGGAUAUGCAAAGAAGAGAGAAAUUCGAAGAGAAGGAAAAGAAAUAAUUAACAUACAUGGAGAAGUGUAAGAAGACGUUUUCAGAGUAUUAGCACAUGAUUAAUAAAGAGAAAGAAGAUAAAAUGCACAAUUUUUAGAUUAAUAAAGCCAUAGAGGAUGCGAGCAGAGAGUAACUGAUUAAGUAUCAAUUCGAGAGGAGAUCAAAUAGUUAGGCCUAGGCUUAGAGAUUGAUGGAGAGGAGAUUGAAGAUAUUCUAGGAGGAGAAGGCAGGAGAGCAUUUGAUAAAAUAGUUAGAGAUUAAUCAGAGAUUGAAUAAAUUGGAGUGGGAACAGGAAUUAAAGAGGAUGAAACAAUAGAUGUUGGAGGAGGAAUAGAGAUAACGAUAAUUGAUGAUUGAGUAUAAUGAUAGAUUUAGAUUGUAGGAAGGAUGCGAGGGAGACGAUGAGGGAGAGGGAAAAGAAUACUCGAAAGUUGGAAAUAGAAAAGGAGUUGAGAGAGAAGGAGAUGAAGACUUUGAAGUAUUAGAAGGUCUGAAUGAAUUACAAGUGAUAAGAAAAUUAGUAAAUUUAAUUAUUUAUAUUUGA
This is a messenger RNA of Paramecium tetraurelia, 1632 nucleotides long. RefSeq lists its product as uncharacterized. The record is from RefSeq and is a predicted model, not a curated record. NCBI's taxonomy places the organism in Eukaryota, Ciliophora, Oligohymenophorea, Peniculida, Parameciidae. The transcript is spliced from 4 exons.